AUGGACCCCAACAAUAUGCCACCCCGGGGGCCGAACAAGGGGGCUUCUGCCGGGACUUCAAUAGGACUGGAGCGUGUAGACGAAGCCAAUGUAAAUACCGCCAUGUGUGUAACCGCUGUUACGGGGAACAUCCCGGAAGUGCCUGUUCAGGUGAUGAAAGAGCCCGAGUGCACACAACAAAAGAAAAGGUUCACUCAACCAGCAGCCAUCGCCAGUCCAACCAAGUCAAACGCUCAUAGUAAUAAUGUAGUUAAACCACUAACACCUAUUUUUGUAUCUAAAUUAGAAGAUUUUUUAGCAGAACAUCCCGAUCCAACGCUUGUUUCACAAUUAUGCACGAAUUUAAGAGAGGGGGCCCAUAUAGGUUUUGAAGGGCAGAGGACCCCCAGAUUUUCAAAAAAUUUGCCUACUGCCCUUACCCAACCGAAUAUUGUAACGGCUAAUUUGGCACAUGAAAUUUCUCUUGGCCGUGUGGCUGGUCCGUUCGAGACUCCACCAUUUCCUAAUUUCCAAGUUUCACCAAUCGGUUUAGUACCCAAAAAGAAUUCAGCAAAAUUUCGAACAAUUUUUCAUCUUUCUUUUCCAAAGUCUGGUUCAACCAGUAUCAACGCAUCAAUUUCAAGGGAAGAUUUCAGUCUCCAGUAUGUCACAAUUGACAAUGCAAUCGAAGGUAUUAAGCAUUUCGGCCACGGCUGUUUUUUAGCUAAAACUGGCAUUGAAUCUGCCUUUCGACUCAUUCCUGUCCAUCCAGACGACUACGAGCUUCUCGGCAUGUACUGGGACGGGAAAUAUUAUCAUGACAAAGUUUUACCUUUCGGCCUCCGAAGUGCUCCAUAUCUUUUCAACCAACUUUCAGAUGCUAUUGAGUGGAUAUUAAAAAAUAAGUGCCUGAUUUCAUUUGUAUGUCAUAUUUUGGAUGAUUUUCUUAUUAUGGAGCCACCAACCCAGGUGUCCCCACAGGAUCGCACUUGCCAACAAAGUUUAACUGCCACGAUGCUUACAUUUAAGCGUGUGUCUCUAAAAACCGCCCACUGACUUGGGGCUCGAAAAAUAAAUUCAUUCGAAACUUUUACCGUGAACUACAUUUACUUUAACAACAAACAACUGCUGUUUGGAAUUUUGAAAAUAUAUUUAGUUUCAAAGUUUUAGCGAUUUUUUGGUCUCGCACCGUCGCAGGACAAAUUCGCCGGCUAAUUAAACGAAAAAAUGGGCUGAAUUUAAAUAAACAUAAUUUCAAACGCUUUUGUUCAAAAUUUCUGAUAUUCACACCCAGCACCGGAACACUAUCGUAAUUUCAUCUAAACUAACUUAGGUUUUCAGUUACAGAGUAUUUGUGACAAUAUUUAGCGACAAAGUGCGCCAUGUCAAAAUACGGCUUUCAAAUCCUACUAUUUUCUACGCUGAAUUUCUUAAAAGUGGGACCUAAUUACAUACAGUGACUAGUAUAGUUGGAAAAAGGACACUUUGAAGUACUAAAAACCGUAAUAAAACUCGUCUGCAAACGCGAUUUGAACAAUUGAGAGCGUUUGAAAUUUGAUACCGUUUAUGGCCUUUUGCUUACAUCAGAAUGCUGCUGAGUCGGACGUCUGAGUUCGUGUCACUGCUAAAAAUGCGCUGUAGUUCUGCCAAAUAACAUUUUCUCAUUGCCUUUCUCUCAAAACAAAUGGAUAAUGUCAUAGUACUAAAUUAGAUUUCGUUGUUUAGCUUACAAGAUAUUUAAAUAGAUGAUAUUAAACAUAAAAUUGAAUCACGGUAAACACUUGCAAUGUCGCCCGGGGAAAACCCAACAAAAACACUUGCAAAAAAUGUCGCCCGAGGAAAACCCAACAAAAGCUUUUGUUUUGUAUUAAACUAUUACCUUUCCGGUAAUUACGUCACAACUGCAUGGAAGUGAGGCUGAGGGGCCAAAGCGUAUGCAAAUACGCGUUUGCUUUGGCCCCUCAGCCUCACUUCCACGCAAAUUAACAAUGCGAUUAUAUUUUCCUUUGCAGCGACGUGCAGGCGCAGUGUGAGAAGGAUGUUGGCAUGUUAGACGAGGUCUCUAGUAUCAGCCCACAUUGUACCGGUGGUUUGGGCAUACUGUCAUAGAGCGUAUUUCUUCCCUUGAUAUUUCAUGUAAAAAUCCCGCUCUUCUCAAAAUAAUCUCACGCUUGCUGAAACCAGAUCUCGACAAACGGCAACUUGAAACAUGGUUAUGAAUGUUCUCAUGACAAUCUUCUAAGCGUCUAAUACCCGAUUCACCCCAACACCCUCCGCAUACAGUUGAACCGAUAGCAUUAAAAGAACACAAUUUUGCAGCAAUAUAAUUCAAAGAUAAACUUCGCAGAAAGGUUCCAGAACUAAACUUUAUAAUUUAUAGACUUUUCGAACUAAGCAAUAGUUUAGUAUGCUGCAACGCGAACUCUAAAUAUAGCAUGUGCCACAUAUAGAAUUCGCGCUGCAUGCGGGCUUUUCCCCGAGUAGCAUAUUAAUUUGGUCAAGUUGUUUAUUUUAACAUGCCUAUUUAAUAUCCUGCGACGGUGCGAGACCAAAAAAUCGCUGAAACUUUGAAACUAAAUAUAUUUUCAAAAUUCCAAACAGCAUUUGUUUGUUGUUAAAGUCAAUGUAGUUCACGGUAAAUGUUUCGAAGGAAUUUAUUUUUCGAGCCCCAAAUCAGUGGGCGGUUUUUAGAGACACACGCUCUUAACAUCCCAGUGGCACCAGGCAAAACACAAGGUCCAGCAACUGUAUUAGAAUUUAUGGGUAUUAUCCUGGAUAGUGUUCGAAUGGAAGCUCGUCUUCCUGGUGACAAAAUUGAACGUCUCCGUGUUGCCUUUGAUAUAUUUCAAAAAAGGCGGUCAUGUACCUUGAAAGAACUUCAAUCACUUAUAGGUUCCCUCAACUUCGCAUGCAAGGUUAUUCCACCGGGUCGCCCUUACUUACAGAGAAUGAUCGAACUGACAAGAAAUGUAAAACAGCCCCACCACCACAUAAAACUUAGUGCAGGCUUUUUUAAGGAUUUUGAGAUGUGGAAACAGUUCAUUGUUAACUGGAACGGUGCUAGUUUUUUCUUGUCUUGCAUGGGAAGACUCGGAAUGCCUCGAGCUCCACACUGA
Paramuricea clavata is the source of this 3095-nucleotide messenger RNA. Lineage: Eukaryota; Metazoa; Cnidaria; Anthozoa; Malacalcyonacea; Plexauridae. The record is from the annotation of a GenBank genome assembly.